Tauraco erythrolophus (red-crested turaco) is the source of this 504-nucleotide messenger RNA. The record is from RefSeq and is a predicted model, not a curated record. NCBI's taxonomy places the organism in Eukaryota, Metazoa, Chordata, Aves, Musophagiformes, Musophagidae.
AUGGCAGUUCCGCGUCAGCUUCAAGCGCUUGUUCAACCUGGUGUAGUGGAGGAUGUUGGGGAAAUCUACUCAAGACUACUGGAUCACAGACCAGUAAUUCAGGGAGAAAUACGUUACUUUGUUAAAGAAUUUGAAGAAAAACGUGGCCUCCGUGAACUGCGAGUACUCGAAAAUCUAAAGAACACCAUCUUUGAAACAAACGAGCACGUUUUUCCCAAGUGUGAGCAGGCAAUGCAUGACAAUUUGAAUGAAGCAUUCAAGAGAUUGCAAGCUGCCAACGAUAUGAUCCAUAGACUCCAGGAGAGGGAGCAUGAAGAGAGGAAGCGUCAGAUGGACAAGCUGAUGGCUCGUGAAGAGAAGCGCGUAGCCCGCUCGGAGGAAUUCCUGAAAGAACAACAAAACAAACGAGCAGAGGUGGACGAAGAGCACAGAAAAGCUAUGGAGCGCCUCAAAGAGCAGUAUUCCGAGAUGGAGAAGGAACUGGCCAAAUAUAUCUCUUUUUAA